Pomacea canaliculata is the source of this 2220-nucleotide messenger RNA. RefSeq lists its product as uncharacterized. The coding region runs from base 619 to 1713 and encodes 364 amino acids. Gene Ontology annotation, cellular component: nucleus. Gene Ontology annotation, biological process: mitotic G2 DNA damage checkpoint signaling. NCBI's taxonomy places the organism in Eukaryota, Metazoa, Mollusca, Gastropoda, Architaenioglossa, Ampullariidae. The transcript has 4 exons. Gene Ontology annotation, molecular function: chromatin binding. The record is from RefSeq and is a predicted model, not a curated record.
AAAAAAUUUAACUCCUAGAAUCAGAUGUGAACAUGCAAUCAUGUAGUUCCCAGAACACGUAUGUCUUGAACAAGUUUGUUGGACUGUGAAGAGGGUAAAAAAAAUAAUGACGAUUGGCAUAUUUUAAUAACUCCGUUCUUGUUGGGUUGGUUGUUGAGAUCAGAAAGUGCUUUCCCUGUUGCGAUUUUGCACUAUGGUCCAUAGUCUAUGGGGAAGAAGUAAGCCGGUGUACCUGCAGAAAUUCCCCGACAGCCAGCUCUGUGAACAUUUGGAGGAAGUACUUGUACCUCGAGAAGAGAUAAUAACCCAGGACAUUACCGUCCUCACUCAGAAAGAGAACAAGCGAGUGUUUUAUAACUGCAUAUCGCAACACAACCAAACCAGAAAAGUAAUUCGUUCUGAACAAAGUUUUCGUGAGGACAACUCGGUAAUUGAGGCUCUUGCAUUACCUCCCUUACAGAAUGGCGCCUUAUUCGGUUGUCUUGAUAUUCGAUUAAUAAAAAAGAGAAACUCCUUAUAUUCAGACUACUAGCUAAAGUAUAAGAUAAGCAAAAAGAUUGCCUACCAUACACCUCUUAUUUAUCAUCGAACAGGUUGAGUUAGUGAUGCUGAAUUUCCAUGUACUUCAAUGUUAUUCUUGCCAAACUUACCAGGUUCACCAAGAGGCAAAAAGCAAGAAAUGGAAAUGUAAACUAUGUGGUUUUUGGAAGAGGGUCGGGAAAAGACUGCCGACAGCAUGUACAGAAACUUAACAUGCUUCGAGGUGAGAGAGAUCAUCAGCGACAACAUUCCUUGCUGACAGUAUCACCUAAUCAACAGGAGCAUGACAUUUGUUGCCAGACUCAGGAGCCCUCAUCUCAGAAUCACGAACAACAAGUGAGCAAAUGGGAGCAGUAUCUAUCAUCUCCUACAGAAUUAAGCUCAGGCAAAGAUGCUAGUUCUGAUGAAGAGGAACAAUUUGGCCAUCCUGCCAUCUAUAAAAGCAGUGUUGGCAGGAUGAAAAAGAAAGGGAUCAGUCACCGGAAAAAGCCAAGGUUUGAUGUACAUGACUUUGUUGACAUGGAGACAGAAACAGGAUCAAACACACAGGGGCAAGCUUUUUCAUCCAACCACUUUCAUCAGACAUAUACAAACCACAAUCUGUAUCCAGCAAAAAUGGAUCCUGGUAAUUUUACUCAAGUUUCCUUUGAAAGAUUGGAUUAUGGAACAUCUACAAAAACUAAUAAGCGCAAACAUUGGGCUGAAAAAGCACCAUCAAGCUCUUCGGCUACUCAUCACUCAACGAAAUCAAAAUGGAGUGUUUACUUACAGGAAGAAUCAGUUCCUGAAGAGGAGUAUACAAAAGAAAACAAUGAAAGCAGUGAUUUUGGUAAUUGUCUACUUGAUGAAGAGGUAGCUGGUAGCAGAAAUGGUGGCAAAAGGUUAUCAGUUUUGAAGAGUGUUCAAAGGAAAGAACUUUCACCCAUGAAUUCUAUGGGGGAAGCUGUUAAUUCUCUAAUCUAUCAUCAUUCCUUGAGACACCAUAGCCAAGUUGCCAGGCAAGACAUGCACACUUCCAAAGAGAUUAAAUCUACAGGAUCAACUUUGGAUGAAUCAUCCAAAACUUUGCCAGAUACUGACUCACAAAAUCCCAUUACUGGUCAUAGAAGCUUAGCUUUAUCCCUGUUUAGUGUUGGGGAUGAUACACUAGAAAAUGAUGACAUUGACUUUUAAGUAAAUCAUCCUCAGCAAAAAAUAACAUUGUUUUCAAGUCAAUCGAUAUUCUUGGAUUUGUUUUUUCUUAUUCAACAUUUCACUCACGCAUAUGCCACUUAAGAACCCUUGCAAAUGAAAGCACACCUACAUAGCUGUUGUUGAAUAAAAUGAGCUAUGUUCCGAUCAUUGUUUUAUCUCCAUUUACUGAAAUAAAAAAAUACAUCAUUUACUGUUAAAUAAAAGGCCUGUGAUUUUUUUUUUAAUUCCACAACUAUGCUUCAGCAUCUCCGUUGGCACUUUGUCAUUACCCCAAGUAUUUUAUUUCUGCAACAGUUUUUGAAACUUUAGAAUGAAAACUUUCUUUUAUCUUAUAGUUACAACACCAUUAGCCUAUGUUCAAAGCAUUUUAUUUGGACCCAUUAUUUUCCACACACAUCAACGUCUGUUCUCUUAGAGGUGUGUGUGAGAAGGAGAAGGGUUGACAUAAAUUUCAUUGCUAUUAAAGAUACAGCAGUACAUUUCAAA